Daucus carota subsp. sativus is the source of this 1852-nucleotide messenger RNA. RefSeq names its product UDP-glycosyltransferase 74G1-like. Gene Ontology annotation, molecular function: quercetin 3-O-glucosyltransferase activity; quercetin 7-O-glucosyltransferase activity. NCBI's taxonomy places the organism in Eukaryota, Viridiplantae, Streptophyta, Magnoliopsida, Apiales, Apiaceae. The transcript has 2 exons. The coding region runs from base 197 to 1555 and encodes 452 amino acids. The record is from RefSeq and is a predicted model, not a curated record.
GCAUACGUAUGCGGAGAAAAUCCAAAGCCAUGUGGAAACUAUAUACUGGAGUAUCAGAUUAUUGAAUCCAGUUCAACUGGACGGAUACUACAAAGUGAAUAUCUUAAUCUUGUAUCACAACACUCAACACAAGUAUUUCUGAAAUAAAAGCUGACUUCUUAGACAACUGAAACACAAAAAAAUUAAGAGCAUAGAAAUGGAGUUGGAGAAGAAAAAAAGCCCUCCUCAUGCACUGCUGCUUCCUUACCCUGCUCAAGGCCACAUAAACCCCAUGCUCCAGUUCUCCAAACGCUUGGUCUCAAAGGGCAUCAAAGUCACACUUGCAAACACUGUCUGCAUCUCCAACUCCAUGCUUUCUGACCCCAAGAGUCUCAUCUCUUUCGAGACUUACUCAGAUGGUUUUGAUCAGGGUGGCUAUGCCCAAGCAGAGAGUGUUGAUAUCUACCUCUCCAGUCUGCGCACUGUCGGCUCCCGGACUCUGCAAGACCUCAUCAAGAAACUUGAUGAGUCUGGCAACCCUGUGAAUGUGCUCAUCUAUGAUGGUUUCAUGCCUUGGGCUCUGGAUGUUGCCAGCAAGUUUGGACUUGUUAAAGCUGUGUUUUUUACUCAGUCAUGUGCUGUGAACUACAUUUAUUAUAAUGUGUACAAGGGUCUUAUCUCUCUCCCACGGCCGGGUGAUAACCCAUCAAUCAUUUCCAUUCCUGGCUUGCCUUUGUUUAGAUCAUGGGAAACUCCAGCUCCUUUGGAUUACUUGGAUCUUAUAGUGAAUCAGUUCUCUAAUGUUGAUGAUGCAGAUUGGGUCUUUUUUAAUGCAUUCCAAAAACUGGAAGAAGAGGUUCUGGGAUACAUGCCAGAAAUCUGGAAAGUGAGGACCGUAGGACCAACACUGCCAUCUAUGUACCUGGACAAGAGACUUGAAGAUGAUAAAGAUUAUGCUAUUAAUCUUUUCAAGCCAAACGACGAGGUUUGCAUGAACUGGCUAAACGAUAAACCUAGUGGAUCGGUCAUAUAUGUUUCAUUUGGAAGCUUCAUAACAGUGAGUGCAGAACAAAUGGAGGAAAUAGCACAGGGGCUCAAGGACUGCAACCACAACUUUUUGUGGGUUGUGAGGAAAUCAGAAGAGGAAAAGCUCCCAAAGAACUUCAUCAAUGAGAUAUCAGGAAAGGGUUUGGUGGUGACAUGGAGUCCACAGCUGGAGAUAUUAACACACAAGUCAGUAGGUUGUUUCGUGACACACUGUGGAUUCAAUUCAGUUCUUGAAGCCAUUAGUCUUGGAGUGCCUAUGGUGGGGAUACCGCAGUGGACUGAUCAGCCCGCGAAUGCCAAGUAUGUGGAGGAUGUUUGGGGCGUGGGGGUCAGAGCUAGGCCAGAUGACAAGGGAAUUGUGAAAGGAAAAGUGCUGCAAUCAUUGAUAACAGAGGUUAUGGAGGGGGAGAAAGGAAAAACAAUCAAGACCAGGGCGGCCAACUGGAAGAAUUUGGCUAGAGAAGCUGUCGAUGAAGGCGGAACCUCAGAUAGCAAUAUUAAUGAAUUUGCUGCGACAUUGUUGCACUAAGCUUCUGUUUCAGCCGAAGCUGAUUUCGAAAGCUUUAUUUAUUUACUUUAUGUAUGGUAACACCUCUGUAGUUGUAUUCAGUCACAACUUGAGGUUGGUUGUUACACAAAUGCCGUUGGUGUGGAAAAAUGUUACUCUGUAUUCAAUACUUCAUGAUAUGCUUUCAUUUCCCUGAUUGUUUAGGAUGGUCUAGGAAGCAAGGAUUCUGGGUAACCCAGAGAAUCACCAGGUCCCAGAGCACCCUGUAUGGAGACUCGUUACUAGUAAUGUAUCAAAAGCAAAUAAUUUUUUUUUUUA